AUGUCCCAAGCCGCCGACUCGGCAACCCUUGCGCUGCUGGGAAAGAAACAAGUCUUGAAGCGUCGCUUUGGUCUUGGCACAUUAUUCGCUUUUGCAGUCUGCGAGCUCAUCACAUGGGAAACCGUCCUCGCAAUCUUCUCCCAAGCCUUUGAAAAUGGUGGCCCAGCAGGAGCAGUCUAUGGAUUCAUCAUCGCCUGGUCCUCGACGCUAUCAGUCUACACGGUAAUCUCAGAGUUGGCCAGCAUGGCCCMUAUCGCGGGAGGUCAAUACUACUGGGUCUUCAUAAUGGCUCCUCCAAAAUGGAAGACCGUCUGUAGCUAUGUGGUUGGUUGGUUAACUACACUCGCCUGGAUUGCUACGGUGGCCACCGAGACCCUCUUCGCCGGCACCAUCAUCCAAGGAAUGCUGGUGAUUGACUAUCCUUACGAGGCCAAACUUUGGCAGGGCACAUUACUGACUUGGGCGGUGAUUUUGGGGUGUGUCUUUAUCAAUGUCGUGAUUCCCAAUUGGUUGCCCCGAUUCGAGGCAUUCAUUCUAGUCUUCCAUCUGGUGGGAUUCGUUGCCAUUCUUACUACACUGUGGGUCAUGACCACCUCAUAUGGGUCCGCAGAAAGUGUAUGGAUGACUUCCUUGAAUCAAGGCAAUUGGCCUACUCAAGGCAUCAGUUAUUGCGUUGGAUUUCUUGGCAAUGUAGCGACGUUUGUUGGAGCUGAUGCAUCUGUUCACCUUGCGGAAGAGGUGGAGAAUGCUGCCAAGAACAUCCCGAGAGCUAUCCUGGCUGCCAUGCUCAUCAAUGGAGCGGUUGGGAUGGCUAUGAUGGUGACCAUUCUCUACUGCUUGGGAGACGUUGAAAGCGUGCUGGGAACCAAGACUGGCUUCCCAUUUAUCCAGAUUUUCUUGAACAGUGUCAGAAACGUGGCAGGAACAACAGUAAUGGUGGCCAUCAUCUGUGGAUUAACAUGGGCCUGCGCAAUGGGCAUCACCACAACGGCCUCGAGAAUGACCUGGUCUUUCGCUCGUGACCGCGGUCUCCCCUUUUCCAAAUACCUCAGCCGAGUGGAUACUCGAACAAAAGUCCCCGUCAUAGCCUGCUUAACGGCAACUUCAAUCGCAGCACUCCUAACUCUCAUCUACGUUGGAUCAGCAACAGCAUUCAGCGACGUCAUCUCCCUGACCAUCACCGGUUUCUACGGCUCCUACUUCCUCCCCGCAGCAUUCCUCCUUUACCAUCGCUGUAAAGGGCACAUUCUCCCUGCAGGCAGCGACGCCUCCCUUCAAUCUCAGGCAUGGAAGGAAGAUUCCCCCUCCUCGGACGACAAUUCCCAUGGUAUCGCACAAAUACCACUCAUCUGGGGACCCUGGCAUCUUCCCGGGAUUUUGGGGAUUGUUAAUAAUGCGUAUGCAUGCGUGUAUAUGAUUUUUGUGAUUUUCUGGUCCGUGUGGCCGCCUGCGACGCCGGUGAAGGCUUCUACGAUGAAUUAUUCGGUGGUUGUUACGGGUGGCGUGAUGAUUUUGAGUGCGGUGUGGUAUUAUGUGGGUGGGAGGAAGGAGUAUAAAGGUCCCUUGAUUGAUGAGGAGGUUCGAGAGGUUUUGAGGGGAGGGAGUGUUGUUUUGGAAGAGGGAGAGAAGAGUAAGGUAUAA
This is a messenger RNA of Ramularia collo-cygni, 1641 nucleotides long. RefSeq names its product related to GABA transport protein. The transcript is spliced from 3 exons. Gene Ontology annotation, cellular component: membrane. Gene Ontology annotation, molecular function: transmembrane transporter activity. The record is from RefSeq and is a predicted model, not a curated record. Bases 1 to 1641 code for a protein of 546 amino acids. Lineage: Eukaryota; Fungi; Ascomycota; Dothideomycetes; Mycosphaerellales; Mycosphaerellaceae. Gene Ontology annotation, biological process: transmembrane transport.